ACCAACAAUAUGAUGAUGGCGCGGUACACCAUUAUCAUAGCCUGUUCAAGGGCGAGGACGGCGAACGUCAUGUUCAAGAAUCCGUGGAGCUGCAACGGACUGCUGUAUCAUGGUAGAGUCGGGCGACAAGCCGUGUCAACCAAAGUGGCGGCAGAAAGAAACAAAGAACGGAGCUUCAUCAUGGUCAAACCUAACGGUGUCCAACGCGGGUUGGUGGGAGAAGUCAUCAAGCGCUUCGAACAGAAGGGUUUCAAGCUGGUGGCCAUGAAGUUUAUGCAGGCUUCUGAAGAGCAUAUGCAGAAGCAUUACACCCACCUGAAGUCAAAGGGAUUCUACGCUGGUCUGUGCAAGUACAUGUCAAGUUCACCUGUCGUUCCAAUGGUGUGGGAAGGUUUGGAUAUGGUGAGGGCCGGACGUGUUAUGCUGGGAGAGACCGACCCUGCUGACUCCAAGCCUGGCUCCAUCCGUGGUGACUUCUGUGUACACGUUGGCAGUAAAAUGGCAGAAAAGAACAAGGAACGCAGCUUCAUCAUGAUCAAGCCCGACGGUGUCCAACGCGGGCUGGUGGGAGAAGUCAUCAAGCGCUUCGAACAGAAGGGCUUCAAGCUGGUGGCCAUGAAGUUCAUGCAGGCUUCUGAAGACCACAUGAAGAAGCACUACAUUGACCUGGCGUCAAAGGGAUUCUACGCUGGUCUGUGCAAGUACAUGUCAAGUUCACCUGUCGUUCCAAUGGUGUGGGAAGGUCUGGGUGUGGUCAAGACUGGACGUGCGAUGCUGGGAGAGACCAACCCUGCUGACUCCAAGCCAGGGACCAUCAGGGGCGACUUCUGUGUACAAAUUGGAAGGAACCUUGUCCACGGUAGCGACUCGGUUGAGAGCGCAAAGAAGGAAAUCGCGCUGUGGUUCAAGGACGACGAGAUCCCGACCUAUACUGCCGGCCAGUACGACUGGGUGUACGAAGACUAGGAUACCACCGUCUUACACAAGCCAAGUCACAGCCUUAGCAGACUCUAGCAGAUUCCCCUACAUUCCUGUAAGCGUGUCUUUGUGUUUUUGUGACGUCCUGUCUUUCAAAAUGAAUAUGUAACACAAGAAUGUACCUUAAAUCUCAGUCUGUAAACUAAUCCCUGGUAUUGCUGCCCACUGUGUGAGCAGACUAGUUCUGAGAAAUCGUGUACUGGAUGACCUGAAGUAUAACUUUAGUCCAGUUCAGUAUCCAAUGUGAGUAGUUUACAGACAAACCACAUCUUGUCUUUGUUCAUUUGAAACUAGGACUACUUCUCAACUUUAUAUGAAACACACUUCAGUCAUUACAGGAAGGGUGUCAUUUGUUGUGCAUGUUACGUACAAAAUGUGUGAUUUGUCGUACAAUGAAUUUCCAGCAUUGAUUUGUGAGUGUACUGCAGGGGUUUGUGUUGGGCCCCAGCUUGGUUUGUGCAAGACUACCGUACAUCAUUAAAGCUAGAUUGCACCUCAGA
Branchiostoma floridae (Florida lancelet) is the source of this 1478-nucleotide messenger RNA. RefSeq names its product thioredoxin domain-containing protein 3 homolog. NCBI's taxonomy places the organism in Eukaryota, Metazoa, Chordata, Leptocardii, Amphioxiformes, Branchiostomatidae. The record is from RefSeq and is a predicted model, not a curated record. Gene Ontology annotation, molecular function: nucleoside diphosphate kinase activity. The coding region runs from base 10 to 966 and encodes 318 amino acids. Gene Ontology annotation, biological process: GTP biosynthetic process; UTP biosynthetic process; CTP biosynthetic process. The transcript is spliced from 11 exons.